Molecule: messenger RNA, 1130 nt
Organism: Gavialis gangeticus (Gharial)
Lineage: Eukaryota; Metazoa; Chordata; Crocodylia; Gavialidae
Product: chymotrypsin-like elastase family member 2A
Exons: 8
Coding region: 51-893 (280 amino acids)
Biological process (GO): proteolysis
Molecular function (GO): serine-type endopeptidase activity
Source: RefSeq, a predicted model, not a curated record
AGUAUAAAUAUCCAGCGGGUGCCUUUGUAGAGCCUGCAGCACGGGGCACCAUGUUCAAGUUGGUGUGCAUCACCCUGCUCCUGGGCUGUGCCUACGGUUGUGGCGUGCCUGCCUUCACACCCAUUACCUCCCGAGUGGUAGGAGGCGAAGAUGCCAGACCCCACAGCUGGCCUUGGCAGAUUUCCCUCCAGAUUACCAUGUCUGGUAGACAGAUACAUGUAUGUGGUGGCACCCUCAUUGCUACCAACUGGGUGCUGACUGCAGCCCACUGUAUUCAAAGAAACAGAGAGUACCUCGUUUAUCUGGGGAAGCACAACCUGAAAAAAAACGAACCUGGCUCUCUGGGUAUUAAGCCGGACAAAAUCAUUGUGAAGGAGGACUGGGACCCCACAACAAUCAGAAAUGACCUUGCCCUGAUCAAACUGUCUCAGCCGGUGAAGCUGAACAACAAAAUCCAGCCAGCCUGCCUGCCGCCAGCGGGCUCCAUCCUUCCUAACCGCUUCUCCUGCUUUAUCACUGGAUGGGGGCAACUCAGCACUGGUGGACCCCUCCCUGAAGUCCUCCAGGAGGCAAUGAUGCCCAUUGUGAAUUAUGCCACAUGCUCUCGGCCAAACUGGUGGGGCAGCAUCGUCAAGACUACCAUGAUCUGUGCAGGAGGAGACGGAUACAUUUCUGGGUGCAAUGGGGAUUCCGGUGGCCCUUUGAUCUGCCGUCCUGGGAGAGCAUGGGAGGUGCACGGCAUCGCAAGCUUUGUGUCUUCUCAGGGCUGCAAUACUUUUCAGAAGCCGACUGUCUUCACUCGGGUUUCUGCCUACAUUGCCUGGAUACGAAAGACGAUGAACAUGGAAAGGGAUUAUGCUUGGAAUGGCACUUACAAUCCCAUAACAGCCUAAUAACCCCUCUCAUCAGAGCUUUCUUGGGUCCAGCUCUGCUUCCAUGGCAUCUCUCACUCAGUUGUUCAGUUCUGGAGGCCAGAUUUCCACCUGGUGUAAACAUGCUUUGUGCCAUCGACUUGAACCGAUUACUGGUUUACAACAAUGCGGGAUCUGUCCCAGGUUCAGGGUCUUUUUUCCAUCUUUUCUUUCCAUGUAUAUCUACUGAAGGAAAUAAAUUGAGACCGGACUCUAGAA